AUAAUUUUGUGUUGCACUCUCAUUAGUAAAUGUGUAUUAAACUAAUGACAGUUUUUCUAUUUCCAUUUUAUCAAAUAAUUUUAACCCACAUCAACAAAUUUUCGUACCAACGAAAAAAUCUAACCUCAGAAUUACGCAUUUGUCAAACGUUACUUCGAAGUGUACAUGUGUAAGAAUGACGGAAACGGCGGUGGUGAUUCGCGCGAAGCCUGAACGUAAAGUGUUCAAGGCGACCAGCAGAGUUACCAGAAUUCCUGAUUCGAUCGCGAAAAAUCCGAAACUCCAGGCCGCCAUCGAAGCACUGCCCCCUAACUAUAAUUUCGAGAUCCCCAAAACGAUAUGGAGAAUCCAGGAGACAAAGGCAAAAACCGUGGCCCUACAAAUGCCGGAGGGAUUACUAUUGUUUUCAACCACUAUUGCGGAUAUCAUCAAGGAGUUUACCGAUGCUGAUUGUGUGAUAAUGGGCGAUGUAACUUAUGGUGCUUGUUGUAUUGAUGAUUUAACUGCUAUUGCACUUGGUGUUGAACUGUUGGUUCAUUACGGACACAGUUGUUUGGUUCCUGUUGAUCAGACCAGUGGUAUAAAAGUUUUGUAUAUUUUUGUGGACAUUAAAAUAGAUCCAUUGCAUUUCAUCGACACUAUAAAAUUAAACUUUGAAAAGACGAAAAAGAUUGGGCUAGUCAGUACAAUACAGUUUGUGACAACUCUACAAGCAGUUUCUAGUAAAUUGAAACAAGAAGGCUAUGACAUUUCAAUACCUCAGUUCAAACCUUUGUCUCCUGGUGAGAUAUUAGGAUGUACAGCUCCUGUUUUGAGGUGUGCUGACGUCGUUAUUUAUUUAGGAGAUGGUAGAUUUCAUUUAGAAGCUGCCAUGAUUGCAAAUCCUAAACUUGAAGCCUACAGAUAUGACCCUUAUGAUAAAAAAUUUACUAGAGAAUAUUAUGAACAUGCCCAAAUGGAAACAAUUCGAAAACAGUGCAUUUCUGAAGCUAAAACUGGUGGUAAAUUUGGAGUUGUUAUGGGUACAUUAGGUAGACAGGGCAGUUAUAAAGUUGUGGAACACUUGAGAAACAGGCUGGAAGAAAGCAAUAAAAAAGCUGUUGUUAUUUUGCUUUCUGAAAUUUUCCCCAACAAACUAGAAUUAUUCAAGUCGUUAGAUGCGUUCGUACAAAUCGCUUGCCCGAGGUUGUCAAUUGAUUGGGGCAAAGCUUUUACAAAACCUCUGUUAACUCCUUAUGAGAUGUCUAUAGUGCUUGGUGAUGCUGAGUGGCACAAAGAAGAUAAAAGCUAUCCAAUGGAUUUUUAUGCGAACGCCAGUUUAGGACCUUGGACACCUAAUCACAAACCAGAUGUGGAUGGAUUGAAUAAGUGUUGUGGAAAAUGUCCAUGAGAAUAGAUGACAUUCUAGGUAAUUUUGUGAAUAAUUAUUUAUUGUAAUUAUUGUUGAGUUGUUUUGAAUAAAAUUUAUUUUCUAA
Messenger RNA from Aethina tumida (small hive beetle), 1475 nucleotides. It is a transcript of the gene Dph1, whose product is annotated as 2-(3-amino-3-carboxypropyl)histidine synthase subunit 1. The coding region runs from base 176 to 1390 and encodes 404 amino acids. Gene Ontology annotation, biological process: protein histidyl modification to diphthamide. Lineage: Eukaryota; Metazoa; Arthropoda; Insecta; Coleoptera; Nitidulidae. The record is from RefSeq and is a predicted model, not a curated record. The transcript has a single exon. Gene Ontology annotation, molecular function: 2-(3-amino-3-carboxypropyl)histidine synthase activity.